GUUUGCGCCACCUCUGCAUCUGUUUUAACACAUUUUACAAUUGUUUUCAACUAUGGAGCAGUUGCAACGCGAGUAUCUUCACUACGCACGGCGUAAGGCCCAAGCCACCGACUACUUCGACGCAGACGACAGCGCAGAUGAACGCGGACAUUCUCCCGCCGCUACUGCGGCCGUCGACGACGAUGAAGUGGACCCGUUGGACGCCUUUAUGCAGGGAAUUGACACCGAGGUGAAGCAACAGCGCACAGCGCCACCCAAACUAGUGGCUGACAAGCCUCAAGUGUUGAAUCAUGUGGAUGAUGACGCAGACAGCUUUCUGGAAGAAUACGCACGGGUGAGCUUUAGUUUCUAUUUUGCAUUUUUUUUAGUUGCAUUGCCAUGGACAAAUCAGUUUAUAUGUAUAUAUUUUUUACCUUUUGCAGACAACUAAAAAGCCUCGGGUGGGUCUGAAUUUGGGUGACGAUGACUCGGACGAGGAAGUCUACGCUACUGCCAAGCAACUGGACGAUGCUGAUGCUCCAGACGACAUGGCAAAGAAAGUGAUGGAAGUUUUAACACCAGUCGACCAUUCCAUCAUGACAUACGAACCAUUUCGGAAAAAUUUCUACGCUCCUCGCAGCGAAACUUCGGCUCUCAACGCUCAAGAAGUGGCAAGUAUCCGCUCCGAGCUGAAUAUUCGUGUGGAAGGAGCUGACGUUCCAGCUCCCGUGAGGUCGUUCAUGCAUCUCGGCUUCGACAAGAAAAUGUUACAAACACUCAUGAAACUGGGACUUGAAGCUCCGACGGCAAUUCAGGCUCAAGCUUUUCCAGUGGCUCUGUCGGGUCGAGAUUUGAUUGGCAUUGCCAAAACGGGAUCAGGAAAAACGUUGGCAUUUACAUUGCCAAUGGUUCGUCAUGUGAUGGACCAAAGAGAGUUGCAACGAGGUGAAGGACCCAUUGCAAUUGUGUUGGCACCGACUCGAGAACUCGCACAUCAGACAUACGUGCAAGCGAAAAAGUUUCUCGCGGUGUAUGGAGCUUCGUGUGCUGCGAUUUAUGGCGGGGCAGGCAAAUGGGAACAAGUUCAGGCACUGAAAAAAGGUGUCGAGGUUGUUGUUGCUACACCUGGUCGAUUGAUCGAGAUGAUAAGGAAGAAAGCGGCUCCGAUGAAUCGUGUGACGUUUGUGGUGCUGGAUGAAGCCGAUCGCAUGUUUGAAAUGGGAUUUGAGCCCCAAUUACGCUCCGUAAUGGGUCAAGUGCGUCCAGAUCGACAAACACUCAUGUUCUCAGCCACUUUUCGUAAACGGAUUGAAGUUCUGGCAUUGGAUGUGCUUACGAAUCCAGUGAAGUUGACAAUUGGCCAAGUUGGACAAGCAAAUGAGGAUAUUCGCCAAAUUGCUGUCGUGUUGCCUGGACAUGGAGCUAAGUGGCCGUGGCUGAUGUCGAAAAUACGGGCUCUAGUUGAUGAAGGUCGUUUGCUUAUCUUCGCUGGUAGUAAAGCUGGUUGUGAAGAGUUAGCAAAGAAUCUGGCUGUUGCUUUCCCAGUAGCGCCUGCUCUGUGUUUACAUGGAGACAAGACGCAAAAAGAGCGAGCGGAAGCGUUGAUGAAGUUCAAACAUGGCGAAUGUCGCGUUCUAGUGGCUACUGAUGUGGCUGCGCGUGGUCUUGACGUUAAGGAUGUGAAGAAUGUGGUGAACUUUGAUGUGGCGAAGAACAUUGACACUCAUGUGCACCGUAUUGGACGUACGGGACGUAUGGGUCAGGAAGGUUUUGAGCCUGGGACGGCGUAUACUUUAGUGACACGCAACGAGUCGCAGUUUGCAGCCCAGUUAGUGUACAAUAUGGACGUCUCCGGCCAACCAGUUUCAGCGGAACUACUUGCACUUGCUAAACGGGACUCACGGUUCCGUCGUGGAGCUGCUGUUCGUACACCUACAGCGAGUAGCAGUACUGGAGAACCGUCGGUAAGUGUAGAAAGCGGAGAGGGUAAUCUUGAUGCAGAGGACGCUGCCGAGUUGGAGCGAUGGAAUGAUAGUCGUCGGAAGAGCAAAGCUGACCAACGCAAAGGAUUGGGUUUUGCAGGUGCUGGUGCUAAACCAGCGAGGUCAGGUGGAAUGCGCGGGUUUGUGAAGGCGACACCAGCCACCUCGUUAGCGAGUGCCUUUCGUUUAGGUUUUGUCAAAUCGACAUUAGAAGCCGACACUGCAGCAAAGCCUUCAGCUUUGAGCACUCUUGCUCCGCCUCCACCAACAUCUGCUCCGUUAGCUCCAGUGAUCAGGCCCAGUCCAACAGCUCAAGUACCUCCGCCACCCCAACGAAUGCAAGUUUCAAGUGUUCCAACCACCAACGCUUCUUCGCUACCUCCUGCUGUACCAACGCUUGAAGACACGAAGACAUCAGUAGCUACACCACAGGUAAAACCUUCACCUAGAAGGUCCUACUCACGAGAAAGACGAUCACGUUCAAGAAGUCGAGGCCGUCGAAGCUCUUCUCGCAGUCGUAGCAACUCAAGAAGCCGACAUCGCUAUCGUUCGCGUUCAAGCUCGUCCGAAAGUGAUCAUCGACGUCGAAGGUCUCGUCGAUGCUACAGCAGAAGCAGAAGCCGCAGUCGAAGUCGAAGUCGAAGCAGGUAUCGUAGACGCUCUCGAUCAAGAUCAGGUCGGAGACGUUGAAACCUGCUGUCAAUGAUACAAAGAAAACGUACCAGACGCAAGACGUAGCUGAGAGUAGGAAGGCUUAACAAAAACUAUAGGAAACUACAUGAUACUGGGGCGGCGGCUUAUUUGUCUUUGCCCUUCCGGCGAUCAUCCCCAUCAAAGAGCGAAUCUAUUGUCUGUCAAUUCACGCCUGUGCCUCCGACGCA
This is a messenger RNA of Phytophthora nicotianae INRA-310, 2842 nucleotides long. RefSeq lists its product as hypothetical. The record is from RefSeq and is a predicted model, not a curated record. The transcript has 2 exons. Gene Ontology annotation, molecular function: ATP binding; RNA helicase activity; RNA binding. Lineage: Eukaryota; Oomycota; Peronosporomycetes; Peronosporales; Peronosporaceae. The coding region runs from base 528 to 2651 and encodes 707 amino acids.